CUCUUUUUCGCUUGAAUGGUGUGUUGCUUUCAGGAAAUUCCGUCUCCUUCUCGUUCUCGACUUCUUCCGCCCUUGCAUCGCUCGUCAAGCUCCAAGCGCACAACGACAACAUCUCCCUCUCUUUCUCUCUCUGCCCUUAGAGAGGACCUGAACAAACAUCUUCUAAUGGUUCUAAUGGCGUUUCGCGUUUUCCUCUCGUUUUCUCUGUUUGUUCUCAUCUCAGUUCCCAACAUUGCUCAUUCAUCCCUCGACGUCUCAGGUAAUGGAUUGGUGCUCCGAUUGAAGAGCGACUCUCCUUCCUAUGGUUUUGAUAAAAAACGCGUUAUCCAACUCUCUUGGCGUCCCAGGGCAUUCAUAUAUAAGAAUUUUUUAUCGGAAGAGGAGUGUGAUCACCUCAUUUCUAUGGCGAGAGGCAAGCUAGAAAAGUCAAUGGUGGCGGAUGAUGGCUCUGGAGAGAGCAUAGCGAGUGAAGUUCGGACGAGCUCUGGCAUGUUUCUUGAGAAAAAGCAGGAUGAAAUUGUUGCAAGUAUCGAGGCCAGGAUUGCUGCUUGGACCUUCCUUCCAGAAGAAAAUGGGGAGUCCAUGCAAAUACUGCAUUACGAGCUUGGCCAGAAGUAUGAGCCCCAUUUCGAUUAUUUUCAUGACAAGGUCAAUCAAGAGAUGGGAGGGCACCGAGUUGCUACAGUACUAAUGUACUUAUCAAAUGUCAGUAAAGGUGGAGAAACAGUAUUUCCUGAUGCAGAGAACAAAAUGUUGCAAGAAAAGGAUGACAGCUGGUCUGAUUGUGCCAAGAAUGGAUAUGCAGUAAAACCAAUCAAGGGCGAUGCUUUGCUGUUUUUCAGUCUCCAUCCAAAUGCAACCACUGAUACAAGGAGCUUGCAUGGUAGUUGCCCUGUCAUUGAGGGUGAGAAGUGGUCUGCGACCAAGUGGAUUCAUGUGAGAUCCUUUGAUAAACCAUUGGCAACCGAAGAAUGUGUUGACAAGAAUGCCAAUUGCCCAAGAUGGGCUGCUAUUGGUGAGUGUGAAAAGAACCCCAUUUAUAUGGUGGGUUCUGAGGACUCUUACGGAUAUUGUAGGCAGAGUUGCAAUGUAUGUUAACAUCAAGGUUUUGGUUUGUUUUCUCAAGUUUUGUAUCUAGAGUAGGGAUUUUUCCUAGGUUGUAUAUAAUAUUUGAAUCUGUCUAAGUUACAUGGGUUGAACUUAAAACAGUUGUUACCUGCCAAAUAUAGACACAUCACAGCCUGGUUGUACGUGAUUGUGCAAUGUAACUAUACAAUUGAACCAUUGAGUGAAAUAGCUGGAUGUAUGUUUUUUUAA
Molecule: messenger RNA, 1317 nt
Organism: Nelumbo nucifera (sacred lotus)
Lineage: Eukaryota; Viridiplantae; Streptophyta; Magnoliopsida; Proteales; Nelumbonaceae
Product: putative prolyl 4-hydroxylase 7
Biological process (GO): peptidyl-proline hydroxylation to 4-hydroxy-L-proline
Cellular component (GO): endoplasmic reticulum
Molecular function (GO): L-ascorbic acid binding; iron ion binding; procollagen-proline 4-dioxygenase activity
Source: RefSeq, a predicted model, not a curated record